AUGCUCGAGACGACGCCCGCCGAGGACGCCGAGCGCCACGCCGUCGACGAGCUGCUGUACGUGUCCAUGGCCGCCAUCCGCGCCCGCGCCGCCCGCGAGGACCACACCUUCGACCUGCUCGAGCCCGUCGACGUCAACGCCCGCGACCCCCGCUGGAUCGCCCGCCGCGCCUGCUGCGUCCGCCUCGCCAACGAGUUCGCCGCCGCCUGGGACCGCGACCACGACGACCCCGCCGGCAGCAGCAGCAGCAGCAGCAGCAGCCAGACGCCCUUUGACCGCCUUCACCUCAGCGGACAGUGGCCCGGCCGACGGACCCAGCCGCUGCGCGAGGAGGACCCGCGCCACCCCGGCGGAGGACCCCACGAUCACCUGUACACCCAGGACAGUCGCGACCAGGAGGCCGUGCUCGACCGUGUCAUCGCCGCGCAGGACCGCGCGCGCCAUGCCGAGCGGGAGAGGCGCCGCCUCCACGGACCGAACGGAUACCACCCGGACGAGGCGGCAAGCAGCAACGGUGGCUAUCCCUUCAGCGACUAUUGCGCUUGGUGA
Messenger RNA from Verticillium nonalfalfae, 549 nucleotides. RefSeq lists its product as uncharacterized. Lineage: Eukaryota; Fungi; Ascomycota; Sordariomycetes; Glomerellales; Plectosphaerellaceae. The coding region runs from base 1 to 549 and encodes 182 amino acids. The record is from RefSeq and is a predicted model, not a curated record. The transcript has a single exon.